Scophthalmus maximus (turbot) is the source of this 2857-nucleotide messenger RNA. RefSeq names its product transmembrane O-mannosyltransferase targeting cadherins 4 (gene tmtc4). The record is from RefSeq and is a predicted model, not a curated record. Gene Ontology annotation, biological process: protein O-linked glycosylation via mannose; endoplasmic reticulum unfolded protein response. Lineage: Eukaryota; Metazoa; Chordata; Actinopteri; Pleuronectiformes; Scophthalmidae. The coding region runs from base 524 to 2749 and encodes 741 amino acids. Gene Ontology annotation, molecular function: protein binding; mannosyltransferase activity. The transcript has 18 exons. Gene Ontology annotation, cellular component: endoplasmic reticulum.
GGAAGUGCCGGAGCCCGAGCGUGUGUGUAUUUGUUUACAGCCACGAGAUGUGCCCGGCUGAUGCACCUCGUCGGCACAGCUGUACAUGAAUGAAUGACAACAUUCACAGUUUUUGUCACCAAAAAUAAUCCAGAAUAUAUUCCGCGUGUCACCGACGCAGCCUUCCCCGCGCGUCUGCUAUGUGCGCGCGGCGUGACAACGGGGCUAACACCCGCUAACGAGACAUGCUAAAGCCACGCCGGUGUGUGUUAGCUUGCUCAACUCCAAGGUUCCCUCCGCGUCGCGCCGUCACCUGACACCGUCCGUGGCAGUGUCGUUACUUCACCUCGCUAUUAGAAAAGUGCAAAGCUAAUCGACACGUGGGGAUCCUAGCUUCCUCCAGUGAGCUGGACGUGUAUGUUGUGCUAGUUUAGCUAGCUAGCUAGCUAGCUGUGGGAGAAGCUGACAUGGGAGCUCCACAGGACAGUGACCUCUGACGACAUGUCUCUCAAAACGUAAGAAUUGACCAAAGAGCCGGUGCAUCAUGGCCUUGUCUGAAGUUCACUGGGAUCACCAGAUCCCCCUGCCGAAGCUCGCCCCGGUCCGGGCCAAGCUCACGGUGGCCCUGGUGGCGCUGCUGUGCUUCAUCAACAGCUAUGACGGGGAGUUUGUGUUCGACGAUUCCGAAGCGAUCGUCAACAACAAGGACUUGAAACCAACAACACCGCUGAACAACAUCUGGACCAAUGACUUCUGGGGAAGCAACUUGAGUAGCAACUCCAGUCACAAAUCCUACCGACCUCUCACUGUCCUUACGUUUAGGCUCAACUACCUCUUGGCGGGAGGCCUGCAACCUAUCGGCUUUCACAUGCUGAACAUUGUCCUCCAUGCCAUAAUAUCCGCCCUCAUGAUCGACAUGUUUGCCAUACUGAUUGGUGGACUGGCCUAUGAUGAGAAAGAUAAGAUAGUGAACCUCGCUCCCAAGACGUCUCUGCUUGCCGCCCUCUUCUUUGCUGCACACCCAGUCCACACAGAAAGUGUGGCGGGUAUAGUGGGUCGAGCGGACCUUUUAUGUGCUCUGUUCUUCCAACUCUCAUUCCUCACCUACUGCAAAGCCUUCAACACAGGGAGUGAGGGAGAUGAUAGGUUUUCUGUCCGGUGGGUUGUGGUCAGCCUCUUGCUGUGUGCUGCAGCGAUGCUCUGUAAAGAACAAGGCAUCACCGUCUUGGGUGUGAACGCAGCCUUUGAUGUCCUCCUGAUCUGUAAUGUUAAUGUGUAUGAACUCAGCCAGAGGCUACUCCUUAGGAGGAAUUCGCUCCAUGUAGGUGACGUGGUGCGAACGGGACUGCUGACCCGAUUGGCUCUCAUGGCUCUCGGAGGACUCGCAAUGCUCUACGCACGCUGGAGGAUCAUGGGAACAGGACCGCCGGCAUUCACCGAAGUGGACAACCCUGCUUCUUUUGCAGAAAAUAUAUUUCUCAGAAUAGUGAACUAUAAUUACUACUACUCUCUGAAUGCCUGGCUGCUGCUGUGUCCCUGGUGGCUGUGCUUUGAUUGGUCCAUGGGCUGUGUGCCGCUCAUUAAGGCAGCCACUGAUUGGAGGACGGCGUGGCUGCUGCUGCUCUGGUGCGUCCUGAUAGGCUUGACAAGCCAAGCCUUAUGCUCGCAGGACAGCCAGAGGAGGAGGACUCUGACCUUGGGUCUGGUGCUGCUGGUGGUCCCUUUCCUGCCGGCCUGUAACAUUUUUUUCCGGGUGGGCUUCGUCGUUGCCGAGAGAGUGCUCUACCUAUCUUCGGCCGGCUACUGCCUGCUGCUGGCCUACUCCCUAGGACACUGCUGCUGUCGCUGGAACAAAUACAAGAAGCUGGUCUGUGUAGCCGUGCUUCUGCUGUUGUGUGUGUAUGUAGCUCGCUGCGCCCUCCGCAGUCACCAGUGGCGGACGGAGCAAAGCCUCUUCACCAGUGCCCUGUCUGUCUGUCCGCUCAACGCCAAGGUCCAUUACAACGUAGGUAAGAACCUGGCCGACAGAGGAAACACAACCGCUGCUAUCAGAUAUUACAGAGAGGCAGUCAGGCUGCACCCCUCCUAUGUCCACGCCAUGAACAACCUGGGGAAUAUCUUGAAGGAGCGGAAUGAACUGGUGGAGGCGGAGCAGCUUCUGUCCAAAGCCGUUUCCAUUCAGCCAGACUUUGCGGCGGCUUGGAUGAAUUUGGGAAUAGUUCAGAACAGCCUACAGAAAUUUGAGGAAGCAGAGCUGAGCUACUGGAACGCCAUUCGCUUCCGGAAGAAAUACCCAGACUGCUACUAUAACCUGGGGCGCUUGUAUGCUGACCAGAACAGACACUUGGAUGCCCUGAACGCAUGGAGGAACGCCACAGUGCUGAAACCCGACCACAGCCUGGCGUGGAACAACAUGGUCAUUCUGCUGGACAACACUGGUAACCUGGGUCAAGCAGAGUUGAUCGGCCGAGAGGCUCUGAAGCUCCUCCCCAGUGACCACACCAUCAUGUUUUCAUUGGCUAACGUCCUGGGGAAAUUACAGAAAUACAAGGAGUCAGAGGGCUUUUUCCUUCACGCUCUUCGGAUCAACCCAAAUUCUGCCAGUUGCCAUGGCAAUUUAGCUGUGCUGUACCAUCGCUGGGGAAAGCUGGAGCUGGCAAAGAAACACUACGAGCUGUCUCUAAAGCUGGACCCCGAGGCUCCCGGGACCAGGGACAACUACAACAUGCUGCGACGUAAACUGGACCAGCUUCAGCGCAGCGCACCCUGAAGGAACCUGCUGUAAAAACAAUUAUUUUUCCAUUGUUCCACUCGCUAUGAUUUUAUCUCACUAAUUCUGACUUUGUACCAUUUGAAAAUAAAGACCACGACCUGUUAA